This is a messenger RNA of Caenorhabditis elegans, 3194 nucleotides long. It is a transcript of the gene capg-2, whose product is annotated as CAP-G condensin subunit. Gene Ontology annotation, cellular component: nucleus. The record is from RefSeq and is marked reviewed. NCBI's taxonomy places the organism in Eukaryota, Metazoa, Nematoda, Chromadorea, Rhabditida, Rhabditidae. The coding region runs from base 12 to 3044 and encodes 1010 amino acids. The transcript is spliced from 6 exons.
UAAAGAGAUCAAUGCCGAAGAGCAAUCCGGUAACACCUAACAAACAACCAUCAGAAGACUGGAAUGAGUUACUCACAGAGUUCCGUGGAAAAGGAGGUCGGGCUCUUCAGAAAACAUUCAUCAGAAAAUUGUGGGCAGUUCAAGAAGAUAUUAUUGCCAAUGCAAAUCCAUCGACUCUUCGGUGUAUUUUCUUCGCACCAGCCUUGUUGAUUUGUCCGGAAGGUAUAAAAUUAUCAGCUGAAAUUCUCCCAAAAAUUGGUGUUGGAAAUGGACUGAUACUACUCGAGAAGUUAAUACUAAAGUUCAAUCUCACCGACACUGAAUGUCAAAGGUAUGGUGAAGUAUUCGUCACAGCUUGGAGAAAUGCAUAUCAGGAGGCUAACUUUGAUUUGACAGAGGAAUUGGAGACCGAUGUGAUCAGUGUCAUGUGUCAGCAUGCAUUAUAUGCUCACAGGCCUACCUGCACUAAAUUUCAAAAUGUGAUUGCCGCAUUUGCACACGCGAAAAAACUGGACAAAAGUGUAGAUGAAAUGGUGACAAGGCUUCUCAAUGGAUGUCUUUACCGAGCGCUGGACGCUCCAAAUUACAUUGUACAGUCAUCAGCUGCAGAAGUAUUUUUCAAUUUUUACCCACUAAUUGGCGAGGAUACUGAAGACAUGGAUAGGAUAAUGGAAAACCAACAUCGAUAUAUGAUGGACUUAUUACGUAGUGAUGUUAUUUCCAUUCGAAGCGAAGCCACGAAACAUGUCUUGAAGGCAAUCAGCGAAUUCUGGCUUCUUAUUCCAAAAAAUAUCGUGAAGGAACUCAUGGGAUACAUCAUUGAUACAGUCGCGAAAGACACUGUUGUCAGCGUCCGCGUCGCCGUUUUUGAAGGUCUUAAUGAAAUGGCAUUUGUUCCGGCAUGUCUCACAGCAUUCGAAUAUGGAUUGAAAUGUGCCGUUGAUCCAGCACUACAGGAUAAAUCUGAACGAGUUCGUCUUGCUGCUUACCAAAUAAUUUCUCGUCUGAAGAAUCAUAAAUUUAUUAGUGUGUUCGAUAUCAUUACUCGAGAUGAUGCCAUUGCGAAACUCGAUCUGGAAAACGUAGAGACCUGCCGCCGUCAACUGAUUCCAAUUAUGCAUAUUUGUCUUCCUAUCUCGAAAAGUCUGGAUGAAGCAUACUAUCGUCCUCGUGUCAACUACAUGUUAGGAAAAAGUCGAUUGGCUCUUUUGAGUUACUUCCGAUUGCUUGGCCCAAUGAAAAUCAUUGAUGCAUCCCAAGCAUCCAAACUUAUCGAAAUGUUUAUAACCUGGGCAUAUCGUUAUCUUCGUAAAAAGGAUGGCCCUCCAUUACCAGAGACUGCCGAAGGAUACAAAAAAGCGAGAGCUUAUCUUGAGUGUGCUCUCAUUCUGUACAUGUCAUGCAAAGGAAUGCUGAUGUCAGAUGGCGAUGGAACUUCAAAAGCGAAAUGUGAUCAAAUAUUUGGAAAAGUUGUCAAGGAAAUAUUUGAAAAAUACGCCAACACUCCUAUUCUCGGAACUGCGACAGCAAUCAGCAGUGUCAUUCCUAAAGAUUACCUUAAAUCAAUUGCUAAUGAUGUUCUCGCAAGACUGGAAGACGACGAUGUUCCUCCAGAAGCAGUUGAGCCGUUUCUUGAAUCUGCAAUUCAUUUCAACCCGGAUUCUGUUUUUGAUUCAUUCGAUAGUGGGCUUAAUGUUCUUGUAAAUUUGUAUGGAACGAAACAGAGUAAGAAGAAACGACGUGAAUUGGAGGAUCCAGAAGAUGUACUGAUUAUGACGUUGAACCGUCUCAAAUAUUUGCUACAGAGUCACAGUACAUCAAAUCUUAUUGCAAUGAAAGAUGAAUACCGAACUAAAGUCUUGGAUUUGUUGAAGAAAAUUGAUCUAAUUCGAGAAGGAAUUGAAAUUAGGCUUGCAAAAGAAGAAGGCCAGGAGCACACUCUCAGUGAUGAUGUUCUUCUGUCGAUACUCGAAUUUAGAUUCAUUUUGCCCUUUUUCGCUGCAACUAAUGGAUCUGAAGAUGCUGCGGAUCGUAACCAAACUAUCGAGUCAAUGAAAAACCUUCUUCUUUGGUUUGAAAAAAAUAUUUCAAGUCAAAUGGCGACUUUUGGUGAACACAAUCAAGAUUUUCUCAUUCAAUUAACAAGUACAUUCUUGAAUUGUGUAAACGUGUCACUAUCUGCGUAUGAUUUCAAAACGAGACCUGUCGAAUUUGAAGAUGAGGAAGAUAACGAGAAUCGGGAUCCAAGAGAAGAAAAUGAUGCAGCGAAAGAUCAGGCUACGGUAGCAGAAGUUAUAAGCAGAAUCGUCAAGUCCUUCUGUAAUAGUUCCACACCUUUUGAAAUCUUCCGACCAGCUCUUCGAGUGGGCACAACGCUGUGCGACGAAUCUUAUUCUGAAGUGCACCACGAAAUGGCACUUCUUCUCAGAUUUAUUCCAAAAUGGAUGAAUAAGCAAUGUGAUUUGAUGGAAGAUGAUGAAGAGAACAUUUUUAAAAAUCAUCGAGAAAUUGUGGAAUCUUUACGCCAAUUUCACAAGAGAGUUUCUGAAACUGAUUAUUGGGACGAAGAUUCAGCUAAACGUAUGAUGCAUCACUUUAUGUUAUUCUCAAUUGUAUCAGCUUCUUCGAAAAAUGACGACGAGGCAUAUGAUGAUCCACGCGAUGAAGAUUAUAAACCACCACACUUCAUUUCUCUUGCACUAAUCAAGUUCAUUCUCAAAGAAAAAUCGCUAACUGAAGACAUUAUUGAAGAAAUAUCAACCAAUUAUAUUCCCGAAGACAGCAAGUAUUUUACGGCAGAAGAAGGUGAACUGAAAACUGAUGAAAAACUGUCUAAACUAGCAGCACUGUCACAACUUCUACGAAUUCUCGAACGAUAUUCAAAAUUCCAUGGAAAGCUAAUCAAAGAAGCCAUCGACAAAUGCACUACAAGAGUGCUGGAUUGCUUCGCGAAUGCCUCAGAUCUGAAUACUGUAGCCCAUCACAUUUUGAACAGUCUUUCUUCUCUUCUUGAUGUCCAACUUCCAGAUGAGAACAGACUCUAACCCUAUUAAUCUCUAUAUAUAAUUCUUUUAUUUGAUCUCAUUGACGUUCUAUAUUUUUCUGCUUUAUUGUUUUUUCUUUGUAAAAGUAUUUUCCUGUUUUAGUUAUUAACAAUGUUUUAAACAAGAUUCAAUGAUAAAUCCAGCGGAUGA